GAAAAAAGUGCAUCAAGCAACAGGGAGAAAAAGCAAAACACAAAAGUCGAGUCUUGCUGUUAACUAGUUGAACCAUGUUUGGCAACCAAUUUGAUUAAUUUUUUUAUUUAAUUCAUUUCGCUUAAUUUUGUUUAACUAAUUGGUUGAUUGAUGAAUCUUUGAAUGGUUAAUGAAAAAAGUAUGACUUCAACUCCUGAUUUAACAAGUGAACCCAUGGAAACUGCUGGACGGUUAGGUUACCGUUUAACGGAAAGCAUCAGAAGGAAGCGUUUCUUGCCUCCAACUCCCAUUGAUUUAGCCUUAAUUCAACAACAUCACACUCAUAUUGUUCGCAAUUUAAGUUAUCCAAGUGAAGUUGGGUUAAUUGUUGAUUCAUCAAAUGAAACCAAUCAGUCGUCAUCAACAUAUCAACCAACCACUGCCUCUUCAUCCUCAUCCUCCAUAUCUGGUGCAACAGGAGUCACUGGUGCACCCUUAACCAGUGUAAACAAUCAACAGCCAUCUGACCCUUACUAUCAUCCACACUAUCCAGAUACAUCGUUUCGACCUCGUGGAUACACCAUGCCGUCCUACAUUGGCCCACGGCCAGUGACUAAAGAUUUAACAUUAAGACAGCGAUCAAUGAGUGCCUGUUCCAAACGUGCUUCCCUAUUGAACAUUGACUCAAACCCAGGUUACUCAACACCGACAACAACACUUCACAAUCUUCACCAUCGUCGCCACACUACCGGUGAAUCCCUCUCAAUCUCACCAGGUUCAAGUGACCUCUUCUCAAACAGAUCGUCUGGUGAAUCCUCACCUCGAAUCUUUAAACCUUGCCGCAUUCUGGUCACUGGUUAUGAUAAUGUCGGUAAAAAGACUAUUAUCUCCUCCUUAUUGACCAACCAUUCCCCAUCAAUCCAAGAUGACAACUGUUCAUCUCCCGAUACAAUCAGGAUUAAACUUGGAACAGAAUAUUAUGAAUUUUUCUUUGAAACUCUCAACUCAUCCAAAGACUUUCAUUUCAUCGAGAAACAGGUUCAUAAAAGAGACGCUCUGGUUGUGGUUUUUUCAACAAUUGAACGUAAAAGCUUUGAAAAUGCAGCUCAACUUUUGGUUUUAACCAAACUCAAUGUUCACCGCCAUUUACCGGUUAUCUUGUUGGUGGCCAAUAAAAUUGACCUGGAACGAUCUCGUGAAGUAACCUCUGAAGAAGCCCGUAAACUAGCCGCUCGAUUCGACGUUAAAUACAUGGAAAUAUCGGCCAUUCUCGAUUACAAUACAGACAUUUUAUUUAAACAAUUGUCCAAAAAGGUUUGGCUCAACUCAGUUACUGAAUAUACGCUUUUUGACUCGAGUCGCUCACUUCGAUCAUUAAUCACUGGCAGUACCAAUGAUCUAUUCAACAACAUUGGACGUAAAUUGUCCUCCAAAGUGUUUAACCGAGUCUGGAAAGGAUCUAAAUUGUUAUCCAAAUCGUGUGACACAUUAGACAACUUUUAGGUUGAUCAACAUCGAAAUCAUAAACAGAUCAUCAAUUGCCAUCAAAACAAUCAUUGAAUGUUAUUAACUUUAAUAAAAUUAAAUUUUCUCCAAAUUUUCUUAUUUAUCUACUUUAAAUGUAACCAAUUUAAUAUAUUGAAACCAGUGAAGCUCAAUGAAAAAGCCUUGUGAAUAAGUUAACCCAAAAUGAUUAUAAAACCCAAUGUAAAACCUAAAAUCAUUUUUAGCACAAUUAAA
Messenger RNA from Tetranychus urticae (two-spotted spider mite), 1719 nucleotides. RefSeq lists its product as uncharacterized. Gene Ontology annotation, molecular function: GTPase activity; GTP binding; calcium channel regulator activity. Gene Ontology annotation, cellular component: plasma membrane. The record is from RefSeq and is a predicted model, not a curated record. Lineage: Eukaryota; Metazoa; Arthropoda; Arachnida; Trombidiformes; Tetranychidae.